Molecule: messenger RNA, 1593 nt
Organism: Diaporthe amygdali
Lineage: Eukaryota; Fungi; Ascomycota; Sordariomycetes; Diaporthales; Diaporthaceae
Product: Lactose permease
Exons: 5
Coding region: 1-1593 (530 amino acids)
Biological process (GO): carbohydrate transport; transmembrane transport
Cellular component (GO): membrane
Molecular function (GO): carbohydrate:proton symporter activity
Source: RefSeq, a predicted model, not a curated record
AUGAAGGGCGACGCAAACAUUGUGGGCGCUGCCCUGAACGAAGUUCUGCCUCAAACCGAUAAAUAUUGGUUUCAGCAACCUCACCUUUUGAAGCUUAAUCUUGUGCUCCUGGUGCCCAUGCUGUCUUCUUCUGUUUUCGGGUACGACGCAUCGCUGAUGAACGCGCUUCAAUCGCUCGAGCAGUGGCGCAUGUACUUUGGCGACCCCAAAGGAGCCCUUUUGGGCACAGUCGUUGCGUCUCAGUCGAUCGGAUGCCUCAUCGCUUUGCCAAUCGCUGGCGACUUCUGCGAUCGUUUUGGUCGAAAGCCUAUUCUCUUCGCCGGUAUUCUUCUCAUUUGUGCCGCAGCGGCGAUCCAGGGGGCUGCUGUGAACUUGCCAAUGUUUAUCAUAUGUAGACUGCUCGUCGGAUUUGGAGGAAUCUUCAGCUCGCAACCUAGUCCAAUGCUGAUUGCCGAGCUCGCCUACCCGACGCAUCGUGGUAAAUACACGUCGGCAUAUUGGACCCUAUUCUAUCUCGGCAGCAUUCUCUCUUCCUGGGCCACCUUCGGUACGAAAGAUCUUCAGAGCGACUGGUCCUGGCGCAUUCCAUCCAUACUCCAAGCUGGCUACCCAUUAGUUCAAUUGAUCUUUAUAUGGUGGUUGCCUGAGUCGCCACGAUGGCUAGUCGCCAAAGACAGACAACAUGAGGCAGCCUUAAUUCUCCAGGCAUAUCACGCUGGUAUCACGGACCCCGAAGCUGAGCUCUCGCCCCUUGUCGCCGUUGAGCUCGCCGAGAUCCGAGAAGCCAUCAAGAUGCAGCAGGACGCCAACCAAGUCGGCUGGUCAGCAUUAGUCUCCACGCCAGGGAACCGAAAACGAACCAUCAUUGCCAUCGCGGUUGGCGGUUUUGCCCAGUGGAAUGGAGUUAGUGUCGUUUCGUACUUCUUGAAUAGCGUACUGAACUCAGUCGGCGUCACUUCUGCAUACACGCAAACUCUGAUCAAUGGACUUUUACAACUCUUUAACUUCUUUGCAGCUGCAUCGGCCGCUCUACUUGUCGAUCGAUUAGGCCGUCGCACACUCUUCUUGUGGAGUACUGUCGGUAUGCUGUUGUCGUAUAUCAUCUGGACGGCAUGCUCUGCAGUGAAUCAAGAGACCGGGUCUAAACCAGCUGGCAUCAUCGUUAUUGUGUGCGUAUUCGUGGUUUUUUUCCACUACGAUAUCGCAUGGACCCCUUUGUUACUCGGAUACCCUACCGAGAUUUUCCCCUACUACCUCCGCUCCAAGGGCCUAGCUAUUGAGAUGGUCUCGGUCUAUAGCUGUUUGGUUAUUGCUGCGUUUUGCAAUCCAAUUGGCCUUGAGUUAAUUGGCUGGAAGUAUUACAUUGUCUUUUGUUGCUUCCUUGUCUUUAUCGCUGCCACUGUUUAUUUCUACUUCCCGGAAACGAAAGGCCACACGUUGGAGGAAAUUGCUGUCAUCUUCGAUGGUGAAGAUGCUGCCUUGGUAGGAGCACAUGGUGGCAAACAACAGGACCUUUCCGCUAAAAGCGUACACCUAGAAUUAGGUCAGAACGGGUCGAAGAAGAGCUCCAGAAUCAAUCAACACGAGGAUUAG